AUGUCGAAGCAGUACGAGAUACACUGGCAAACGACAAAGGUUACGAAAUGUUUAUUUCAGGGAACUGAUAUAAAACUGAAUAAUUCUCAAAAUGAGGAAGAGGAAGAUCUAGAAGAGCAAAGAAGAAGAAAUGAAGAAAUUCAGAAUUUAUUAAUGACUAAAUUGGAUGACUUCAAUUAUGACGAGAGCACUAUCAAUUCAUCAACUAAUAAUUCAGUAGUUUCUGUUGAUGAAAUUCAGAACAACUAUCAUAAAGCUAUCAAUCCCAAUGAGCAACUUAAAGUUCUCUAUGAUGUGAGACUGAGAGAAUUGAAUAGUAUGAAGACUGAAUAUGAAAAUAACAAAGCAGAGCUGAUCUCCAAAAUAGAUUCUUUGAAUAAAAAGGUUAUAAUUUAUGAAGGAGAGCUGCAUCAAACAAAAAUAUCCCUGAAAAAUGCUGAAGAACUUUUGGUGGAAAAAAGUAGUGCAAUUACAGACCUGGCAAUUACUCUCAGUGCCAGGGAGGAACAAAUCAAGAACUAUGAAAAAGCCAUGGAAGAAUAUCAUUUAGAAAUCAAUACAUACCAAUCAACAAUAAAUGAUUUGCAAAUGAAAUUACAAGAUAACAUCAAUCCAUUUAAUAUUGGCAAUCAGAAAUUCAGUUCUGAAGAAUUACAAAAAGCACAUGGUGAAAAUAUUGCCAAGUUAGAAGCACAUUUAGAACAGCAAACUAUGAUUGCAAAACUCCAUGAAAAGGAGAAACAUAGAGCCCAAGAAGAACUACAAAAGUAUAUAGAAUCUGAAAUUGAAAAUAAAAACACUAUAAAUGCUUUAUCCAAAAGUUUUGACAGUGCACAAAAACAAUGCCAAGAACUCAUAAAUGUGGUAGAGAAAUUAACAAAUGAAAAUACACAUUUACAUGAACGAACUGGAGCUCUCAGUACACAAUUGAAUGAUCUUCUCAGUCGAAAAUCACCAUUGGAAAGCAACAAUGAUCCUCUCGAAAGGCUGAAAAAAAUGCUGGUAGACAAGUCAUUCCAGAUAGAUUCUUUAAAUUGUAAAGUCAGAGACUAUGAGGAUAAUAUCAGGGAACUACUAGAGUACAGACAACUGAAAGGCGAUGUUUAUAAACAAGAGUUUCAACAGUGUGAUAAUAAAGACCAUACAAAAUGUUUGCUCAUAAUGCAGCAUGAUAUACAGAAUUAUAAAAGAACAAUAGAAGAUAAAAAUCAACAAAUUUUAACGUUGAAUUCCACGAACAGAGAACUUGUAGAAAAAUUAGAACAAAUGCUGUCUCAAACUCGAAAUGAUAUUCAAAAUAUUUCGCAUAAAUAUAGUUUACCACAACUUGAGAAGAUGACAGAAGAUAUGAAGAAAGCUGAAGAGAAAAUCAAGGAACUUCAAGAGAAACUGCUACAAUCAGAGGAAAAGCGACUGUCACUUGUGAGAAAAAUUGAGACGAUCGACAGAAAUGAUUUGAAAUUUGAGCUUGAACAACAGAUGUUGAAUAACGAAAAAGAGAAAAAUGAUUAUGAGAAUCGUUUGAAGAAAAUGCAGAAAGAAUUGGAAGUUUGUUCUGCCGAAUUUAACAAUUUAAAGAAAUAUUCUGAAGAACUUAUAAAUGAUAAUGUAAGACUGAAAGAGCAAUUGACUAAUAUGAUAUCCAAAAAUGAGACGAUAAAUAUAGAACCUGAUCAAGAAUUGAAAAAACACUAUGAUGAAACAACAAAAAAGUUACAUCAUUAUCAGGAAAAGGUUAAAUCCUUGGAAGAAAAAAUAGAAGAACUCGCCAAUACCAAGACUUUGAGUGAAGGAGAAAAAUAUAAUUACGAACUUCAAAUCACAGACCAUAGAAAUCAACUGAAUAAAGCGGAAAAUACUAUUGAAAAUCUGAAUUCGGAACUGCAAGCAUUAUCUCAAGUUGUGAAAGAAAAAGAAAACAUUAUCAAUCAUCUUGAGCAGACUCUCAUGAGAUUGGAUUCAGAAGCAGGUGUCUUGAAACAAAAACUGACUACCAGAGAACAUGCCAUUGAAAUGUGUGAGAAGAAAAGAACUGAUUUGGAACAGCUUCUUGAAGAAGUUCAAUCAGAACUCGUUAAAACUAAAGAGCAAGUUAUCGACAUCCGCAAAGAAGCUAUAAUGUCAGCAGAACUCCCAGAAGUGAUGGUAGUGGAAAAAAAUAUCAGGCGAAAUUUAGAAAAAGAAAUGUUAGAAACAGAAAUGAGAGAAGCUGAAAAUAAAGAAUACCAAGUUGAUGUUCUAACAAUUGAGAUAAAGCUGAGAGAAGAAAUCCAAAAGGAAUAUCUUAAGAAGCUGAGUGACAUCGAAAAGAAGUACAAGAAAGUAUGUGCUUCGAGUAACGAUCUGUACAAAGGACAAGUUGAAAUGAUGAAAAAUCAGGAAGGAAAGUAUCGCGAACAUAUCGCAACCAUUAUAAGGCAAUGUACCCACAAAAUCAAAGAAUUGGAAAAGGAUAAGGAGGAUCUGAUCGACCGAAUCAAUAUAUUGCAUAACGAAUUUACAGAGUCUCGAAAACAGAUGGCUGUACGAGAAGAGAAUUUCAGAAAAAUUUUGUCUCAAGUCAAAGUUGAAAACAAGGAAAAUGAAGAGAAGUGGAAGUUAUGGUCUCAAAAGUUUUUGAAUAAUUGCUUGGAUAUAGAAUCCUCAAAUAAGAAAAUUCGAGAUAAUAUAUUGUUCAAAAUGCAGACAACUGAUUCUGAGGUGCUGGCUAUAGAAAAAUCGUACAAUGAAAAAAUUAAGAAAUAUGUUAAAAAUUGUAAAAUGUGA
Phaedon cochleariae (mustard beetle) is the source of this 2766-nucleotide messenger RNA. The record is from the annotation of a GenBank genome assembly. Lineage: Eukaryota; Metazoa; Arthropoda; Insecta; Coleoptera; Chrysomelidae.